Messenger RNA from Bactrocera dorsalis (oriental fruit fly), 2104 nucleotides. Its product is annotated as gastrula zinc finger protein XlCGF17.1. The coding region runs from base 745 to 2031 and encodes 428 amino acids. Gene Ontology annotation, molecular function: DNA-binding transcription factor activity, RNA polymerase II-specific; RNA polymerase II transcription regulatory region sequence-specific DNA binding. Lineage: Eukaryota; Metazoa; Arthropoda; Insecta; Diptera; Tephritidae. Gene Ontology annotation, biological process: regulation of transcription by RNA polymerase II. Gene Ontology annotation, cellular component: nucleus. The transcript has 2 exons. The record is from RefSeq and is a predicted model, not a curated record.
CGGGCGACUAUAACAUUAAUCUGUCAUAGAAACUAAACUGAACAAUAGCGUUAUAAUUGUCUUCAAAUGUAAGCAAUAGUUGUUGUCCGGGGGGAUCAUUAAUCUCAUCAAAUAUAAACGAAGGGGUGAGUAACCCCAAGCAGAAAGAUCAAUGAUCCCAAAUGUAAAGAUAUGUUGUCUUGAUAAAUGUAACCAAAGGUUGUUAACUUGGCUAAAUGUAAAACAAAAAGUUGAUUGACCCCAUAAAAUGUAUACAAACGGAUCAAUGACCUCGGCAAAAAGCAAACAAAAGGGUCAUUGGCCUCGUAAAAUGUAAGCAAAGUUUAUUGACCCCAUAAAAUGUAAAAAAAGGUCAAUGACCCCAAAUGUAAACAAAGGUUGUUGUAUUAGCUAAAUGUAAACAAGGAGUUCAUUGACCUUAUAAUAUGUAAACAAAGGUUCAAUGGGUGGAAAAAAGUGAACAAAUGCGUCAUUGACCUCUAAAUGUAAACAAAGGUGUCUGUGAUCCCAAAGGUAACCGUAGGUUGUGGACUAGUCCAAACGUCAACAAAGGGUUUUGAGCCCUAUAUUUUCGUGCUGUUAUUUGAAUUGUAAACAUCCAUUGUGAACACUCUUCGCCAAAAGAACAAGAAUGCUUGUCAUAAAAAAUACUAAACACAAGAUAUUUGCAUUAAAAUUGCUGCUAACUUUGCAAAAAUAAAGUUAAUAAAUAUUAAUAAGAAUUUCACACAACAUAUAAAUGAAAUGACUGCUAUGGCACAACAGAAAUAUCACUGCGGUGAAGUGUAUGUUUCUAAUAACAACUACCGUGUGACGCUGGAGUGCAAGUAUUGUAAUAAACAAUUUACUGCUUAUGAUAGUUUUCUGAAUCACAUCUUUGAUGAUCACUUUGAUGAUAUUGAUAAUAAGGAUUCCACAAAUGAAACCCUCGAAUUUGAUGAUAUGGAGGUUUUAAAAGCUUUGGAGGAUAGCGAAUAUGCUGCUGACAACGAUUGCAAUGACAUCAACGAAGACACGCUACAACAACAUCAACAUUGCAAUGUUCUCAAAGAGAUCAUAGAAAACACUACCGCUGAAUUAAAUGAGAAUAGUCAAUCUCUGGAAAACACAUUUACUAAUGGAGGAAAUGAAUCUGGCUAUGUGAGAAAUGCAAAUGUAUCUACGGAAAUAUCGAUUGGCAAUACAAAAGUAGACAAACAAGCCAAUAAUGAUGCAGAACAGACUGAAACUAUUGAGCCAAAUUCCGCUUCAAGCGAUUCAUAUUUCCGCCCGGUCCUUAAAUUUCGGAAGAUUAUUGAUGAAAAAGAGCGCAAGCUUAAAUGCAGAUUUUGUGAUCAAACUUUUGAGAAAACGUGCAUUUUACGCAAGCAUGAACAGCGACAUUCGAAUAAUAGACCUUUUAGUUGCACAAAGUGUCCUAAAAGAUUUUUUUCACUCACCGAGUUAAAUACACACAUAAGGUGGCACACCGGCGAACGGCCUUUUGUAUGUUCCUUUUGUGGCAAUAGCUAUACAACGUGCGGUGCGUUAAGUUACCACGAAAAACGACAUCUUGGUGAACGAAAAUUUAAAUGCGAUCAUUGUGAAAAAAGAUUCUAUGGAGCAACCGACUUGCGAAACCACAGUGUAGUACAUACAAAAGAACGUAAUUACACGUGUGAUCAAUGCCAAGCAAAGUUUUCAAGACCUACAACUUUGCGAAUGCAUAUGAAAUUGCAUGAAAAUGCUUUGCGGUAUACAUGUAAAGUAUGUAAAAUGAGAUUCAAUCAGAAACCUACAUUGAUAUGGCACGAAAAAAGCAAACAUGCCGUUGUGCGAGGUGCAGCUGCAUCUAGUAACAUCACUGUUACAAACCUAUCUAACGAAUUAUCCGAUAACGGGGAUACAGAAUAUAGGUAUACGUGUUGUACUACUGAGUUUGAGGAUAAUGAUUCAUUUUUAAAGCACCAAAAUGAUGAGCACGCCGUAGAAGCCAUAGCGUCGUUGGAAACUUUCGAAGAAACAGAUAGUGAAUACGUCGAGUGUAUUUAGUGAUUUAAGUGUUACUAUUUAUAAGUGAAUACAAUAAGAUGCCGGUAAUGUAGUCAAUAAAAAAAACAAACAA